AUGAAUGUUUACAUUACUAGCGUUAUGGCCGACCAGAUGCAAACAAUACAAGUUUUUAUAAACAAUUUACAAAAUGAUGCUAGACCUAAUGAAACCCAUCGCGAAAUAGCACAGAAAAUCAAGAAUGGUGAAUACAAACUUCUGCGGAAGAAUCAACGAAGCACCGUUUGGAAGGUUUACCGCGAGAUUAUUGCAUCCGAUGGCAAGCCGCUUAGAACGGUAUUCUUUUGCACCGGAUGCAACCGCUUACUGAAAUCGAGCAGUGGCAACACAUCAAAUCUCCGCAUCCACAAAUGUCACGUAGAUUAUAUGAGACAGCUUUACAAUGAAAGAAAUGGUGGAAACGUCUUGGAGGACGAACAGGAUGCCAAUGAUUAUCAGCUGGAGUAUACGCAAGAAGAGUUGAGGCAGCGCAGUUAUCGCAGAAACAAUCCCACCCGACACGAAUGGUGUGCCAAUGGCACCAAAAUGCUUCUGCAGCUGUGGGCGACUUACACAAAUGACUUGAGAGGCAAGCGCAAGAACAGCCACGUUCACAGAGAAAUGGCCCAUAAAAUGAAGCAUUUCGGAGCAACUGCAACCGAAGUCAAAGCCAAAAUGGACAAUAUGACCAAAAAAUAUCGCAAAGAGGCGAAAGAUGUUAAAUUGCUUGGAAGACCGUCUAGAUGGGAGCAUUUCUAUAGACUGCAGUCGCUGCUAAUGGGCACCAAAGCCGUGGAUCUAAAUAAUGAUUUGACGUUCGAUUGCUCAGAUGACGACACCCAAGCAAUGGAGAGUGAAAACGAAGAUGAAACGAAUGCUGAAGAGGACAAUUCUCAAGACGGGGAACAAGAGGAUGUCCCAGAUAACAUGACAGAGGAAAUAGAAGUCCUUGCUGUUCGACCGCCUCUGAGGAAGUACGCAGAGCCGGAACUGCCUUCCGCAAGAUCCGCUUUGGAGGAUUACGAAGAUGAGCUGGACAAGCAGAACCUAAUUAUAGAACAAACCCACAAGGCGAAGCGGAAAAGAGCGGCUAGAUUGCUGGAAAUAGAAGAGGAAAAGCUGGCCAUAGAGAGGGAAAAAUUGCAGACGAUGAAAUACUUAAAGCAAGAGUUAUCCUCUUUUCAUAAGGACAUGUUCAGGCUGCUCAGCCAAAACAACUAAUCUACAAUUGAAUAAUAAUAAUGUAAAAGUUAAACAAAACAAACAUAUGUUUGCUAAUCGAUAUUUGUAAUGUGACCAAUUAUCGUAUCGCAUGAUUGCUUGCCAGUAAUAUUAAAAAGAAAAACCAAACUA
Drosophila guanche is the source of this 1275-nucleotide messenger RNA. RefSeq lists its product as uncharacterized. The record is from RefSeq and is a predicted model, not a curated record. The transcript has 4 exons. NCBI's taxonomy places the organism in Eukaryota, Metazoa, Arthropoda, Insecta, Diptera, Drosophilidae. Gene Ontology annotation, molecular function: DNA binding. Bases 1 to 1143 code for a protein of 380 amino acids. Gene Ontology annotation, biological process: positive regulation of DNA-templated transcription. Gene Ontology annotation, cellular component: nuclear body.